Trichomycterus rosablanca is the source of this 1314-nucleotide messenger RNA. RefSeq names its product heat shock transcription factor 2 binding protein (gene hsf2bp). The record is from RefSeq and is a predicted model, not a curated record. Lineage: Eukaryota; Metazoa; Chordata; Actinopteri; Siluriformes; Trichomycteridae. The transcript has 8 exons. The coding region runs from base 126 to 1193 and encodes 355 amino acids. Gene Ontology annotation, cellular component: cytosol.
UCGGAAUUAUACAUAGGGAGCCAACAGAGGGAGCUAGAAAGAUUCAUUUACCCUGUAAAACAUAAAAAAAAAAACACUAAUACGAGUUUCUACAGAUGUUGUGUAUCAGAGAACUGACUAGAUAAAUGUAUUUGAUCAGCAUGAAAUCAUCCGACCAAGCUAAAACCUCACCACAGGGCUCGAUAACAGAGGAUGCAGGAGAUAACUGCUUUGUCCGGGUCCGAAAAAGAGAUUUGGACAGACUGUGCACAGAGGUCAUGCAACUGCGAGAGUUUCUACCCAAAGUCAUCAAUGGUGACUUUCUAGAAGCCCUGCAUAAAGCCCGGGCCCUGGACAUAUUAAAGGAGCAGAGCCAGCAGGAGCAGCGACAGUUAAAGCAGGACUGUUCACACCUACAGUCCUGCCUUGAAGCAGCACAAUCUGAGUGCCAGAAAGAGAAAGAGGAGAAACUGGUUCUGAGAGAGCGGUUAUGGGAAAGCCGUGAGCAGCUUCAGCAGCAGGCGGAGUUCUGUACUGGUCUGGGUGCUGCUACCUGCACUCUGCUCUGGAGCGCCUCACGCAAAGAAGAGGCUGUAAGAGACAUCCUGGCUGAUGGAAAGCUGGAACCCUUCCUAAGUGUAGCGGGUCAAACUCUGGAGAGUUUUGUCAAAUCUUUGGACGAAGAGGAAAAACCUCAAGAGCAGAAUUACAAUUCCCACGAGCACCAGUUUGUGCUAGCACUGGCUGGCGUCAUCACUAAUUUAGCAGCUGUGACGUGUGGGAGGGACUUCAUUUCUAGUUCUGCUCAUGUCCUGUUGGACACUCUAAUGCAGCUGCUUGGGCUGAUGAAACCUGGAGUCUUCCCAAAACUCAAAGUAUUGAUGCUGAUGGCUUUAUACAACGUCAGCAUCAGUGUGACAGGACUAACAUACAUCAGCGAGAGUCCUGCACUCCUACCACUUUUAACAACCCUACUUAAAGACCAGGAUUCGGAGAUAUGUCUGCAGGCUCUGCGGCUGCUUCAGUCUCUACUGGUGGAGGGUGACGUGUUGGUCCAGCUCAACCCAGACCUGCAGCGUUCCCUUCCAGUAGAGAGAAUCCAUCAGUUGGCCUCAAGCCGCCACACAGCCCUUAGCAAGACUGCCCAGGAGACUCUAGAGGACAUUGCCAGCCUCACCAAAUCUCCCUUUCUGAACACAGAGAAGGAACAGUGAGCUCACUGACUGAACUUAUACUUCGUGUGGGCUAGUUUUUACUCCUCAGCUCAUGUUGUCCUCUUUUGGCAGUUCAGUGCUCUUUUACUGGUUUUCUGGCAUUAAAGGCAGUUGUUUAGUA